ACCUAUUUGUUGAUUCUUUGAUUAUGUUUAUAGAGAACUUUCUUUCGCUUACUAUUAGACUUGGUUUAGCUUCAUCAUUCAAGGGUGAAGGUGAACAAUUCCACAGCUCAUAUUUUUCUUGUAAUAUCUAUCCGGUUUGAGUAUGUUUGUGCAAGCAAUCAGCACUUUCUUUGUUCAAUAAGAGAACAAAAUCGUUUUUGUUCCUUGUAAGCUAAAUGAAGUUGAUCAUUCUAUUUGGUUAUAUUUUAUAGUUUAUUUGACAGAAUGGUUUUAAUGUUGAAAUACCUACCAAGAAAUUGAAGUGAUGCUCAGUUCGGUCACCUAAAGUAGAAAACUAUAAAUCUGUUUUAAUUUUAAAUUUAAAAAAAAAAUACCUAUACAGGGUGUCUGGUGAGUUGAUGUCAAAACUUCAGAUGAAUUUUUGCUCAACUUACUUUGAAAUUGAAGCCCGGGGUGACAACUCUAUAUUACUUUAGUUAAGCCCGGGGCUAAAAAAAUUUUAAAAUAUAAAAUUGAAAAAACGUCUUUAUUUUGACCUUGGGAAUUGGUAGUACUUCAGAAAAUAAACAAAUUUUGUCAUUAUGAACUUUUGUCAAACUUUGAAUUUUGAAAUGGAAGGGGCUAGAAGCAGAAAUAUUUGUUUGUUUUGAAAUAUUUACUUUUAAGAUAAUUGAAUCAGUCAUUUCAAAAACCCCAUUCUGAACUUUUUAAAAUUUUUCAGGAAAUGAAAAAAACUGUUUGUGCGCUUUAUUUUCAUGGUAUAACAGUAAACUUGUGCAGUAAUUGAUAGGUCUUAUGAUUACAAAUAUUUCUGUACCUUUACCAGAACUUGAAGUUUUGUAGACUGCGAGCAAUUCCAUUGUGAAAUAUGUGGAGUUAUGGGGUUUUCGAAAUGACUUUUUUUUAAAACCUGAAAAGUGACAUGUAAUCCUAGAAAAUCCAGUAACUACAAUACCCAAAAUGAUUGAGUAUGGAUUUUCAUUCAUUUAUUGAAGUUAUACCUGCAAUCUACGAUUCAAUUAAUUUAAUGUACCUAAUAAAGAAGCAACAAAAAUGUUAUCCAUUUCCCGGCAUAAAUUAAAAAAUUGAAUUACGUUGAUGUUCAUGAAAUUAAUGUUCUUCGUUUGUCUUAUAAAAAAAUGAUUUCAAAAACCCUGUAAAUGCAGGAGUUAUGGGGUUUUCGAAAUGACAAACGCUGAAAUACCUAUGCACUUUUGAGCUACCUUCCAACUUUAUCCGAUAGAGCUCGCAAAGCACCAUCAGAAUCAGUGACAAACAUAAAAACCCCUUAAAUGAUGAUUUAUGGGGUUUUCGAAAUGACUGAUUCAAUUCUGUUUCUGACCCCUUCAAUUUGAAAGUUGGGCAAAAAUUCAUAAUGACAAAAUUUGUAUAUUUUUCAAAGCAAUACCCAUUCCCAAGGUCAAACAUGCGUUUUUCGCAAUUUUUUUUAAGCUCGGUUGCCCCUACUUGUCUACAUAUAUAACUUUUUUUUCAAGUCUGGUUAGGUAUAUCCGAAUUUGAAGUUUUGACAUCCACUUACCAGACACCCUGUAGGUAUGUUUAGAAACAAUAUAUGUUAACAUGUAAAAAAAAUUCGGUCGACGUUUUUUUUAAAACUCUCUCUUGAACGUACAAGAAAUGAUAUCAAACAUUUCAUUUUUUAAAGUAGGUAUUAAAUUUAAUGAAGUUAAUUAAACAAUUUCGAAUUUUUGUUCAGUUUUGAGUUAUAGAUACAGAUACAUAAUGUAUGUACAUUACAUAUAAUUAUUUUGAGUUGGGAUUUGGGAAGCUUCUCUCUUUUCUUUUUUGAAAAGUUCAGUCUCACAAAAUUUCAAGAAUUAGGCUGAAAAAAUCUUCACAAAGAAAAAAUUGAUAUCUAGUUGGCACUUGAUUUGUAAGAUUUUUUAUUGAGAGACAAAUAAGAACUGAGAAAAUAAACACGAAUCUCUUUUGGUUUAAUAAUUAUUUCCCCAAGAAGAAAAAAUUAAUUAUUGUGCAAAAAUCCAUCGAAAGCGUCGACGCCUCGACGGUCGACGAUCGAAAGUAAGAAAAAAAUUUUGUCCCUUCAAAUAAUAAAGUAGGCAACUUGGCUUGAGCGGAUCUCCCUUCCAGUUCUCCAGAUGUUGGGUGGUGCUGGCGGGGUAUGUUGUUGUAUUAUACAUCGGUUUCUUAUCAUUCCUUAUAUUUUCAUCUUAAUAUAUCUCUUCGUCUUCCUAUAUCCAAAUUAUGUCCAUAUUUUGAUUUUGUUUUUUGUGUCAUCUUUGUGUAAUUUCAAAUUGUGGCAGUGUAAAAGCCAUAAACGUGAUUCAACGUAUUGCUUUAGAAUAGCGAAAAUUACGUAUUUGAAAAUUAAUUUUAUGAAGAUCAAGUACCAGAGGUGAUCGCCACCCCGUUCCUCCCGAUUGUGUAUUUUCACCUAUUUUCUCACCUGAAAACGAUCCUAUCAAAUGGCAAUUAGAAUUUCAUCCAGCAGUUGUGGAUAUGUUUCCAGCCGAAUUCGGUCUUCUUUAUGGAUUUCAUUCAAGUAAAGACGAGAUUAAAACACGUGGCCCGGUAUCAGGAGAAUUUACACUAUCGAUAAUAAAUGCAGAAGGUGAAAAUUUGAACAUUUAUCAACAGCAUUUCACAUUGAGUGAAGAAGAUGAUGAAUUUUCUGGUUUGUUUGGUGAAAGUGAGAUAUACAUGGAUGUCACUUCACGCAAUCACGUUUAUAUACCUAAACCUACUAUUUUGACUGCGGAUGGUAAACCUUUGAAUGGCAUAUUAUUGCCGAAGAAAAAUCUUACCGUUACAUGCGUGGUUAAUUAUUUCUAUCAUGACGAUUUACUCGGUCUUAUCCAACCCCGCAGUUUAUUUUCGUUUGAAGCGUACAAUCCUUUUGAUGGUUUCGAAAAAGCCUUUCUAAAUCUUGAGUCAAGCGAUGUUACGAUAUCUGUCAAUGGAAAGGAAUACCCUGCUCAUAAAAUUAUACUGUCGUCGCGAAGCAAAGUAUUUGAAGCUAUGUUCAAAUACAGUAUGAAGGAGAGUAAAUCAAAUCGUAUUGAAGUGAAUGAUAUCGACGAACAAGUUUUCUUAGAAGCUCUACGUUAUAUCUAUACGGGCGAAGCUCAUAAUUUGAACACGCUAGCCCCUAAGUUGUUACGGGUAGCUGAUCAAUUUGAUCUUGAGAAAUUGAAAAUCGUUUGCGGAAAUGUGUUACUCGGAGAGCUAUCUGUGGAAACGGCCGUAAAUAUUUUAAUAUUAGCCGAUAUGUGCAAUGCGAAAGAUUUAAAAAAUUAGACGAUCGAGUUUAUAAAAUCGAACUCGGAAGAUGUUGCUAAAGUUACUGAUUCUGAAGUCGAGAAAGAACUUCUAUCUCGGCCUUAUUUGUUGAAGAUUUUAAAUAUUCCUUCGUUUUCCUAACGUUAGAAAUAGCCCAUAAUUGAAUGUACUCGUUACUCUACUGUCAAAGUGUCGACUGUCGUGCCUUGUGUGAUUCAAGUGAUUUUGUUUAAUUCGAGUUUUAAUUUUGUAUUUCUGAAGCGUAUCUGAUUUCAAUGCUUUUCAUCUUUAUUUACCAUUACUUUUUAUGUAUGUAGUUAUAAAAAUUGUAUUUCAAUUUUCAAAUUUGUAUCUAUGUACGCGUGUUUACAAAAAUAAAAAAAAAUAUUCUUGAAUCAUGUUACCUAUAGCUCAUGUUGAAUUUGAUUUGUAAUAUAAAAGUAAUAGGUAUUGCAAUGUUCAAUAUGGGAGAAAAAUAAUAACUUAUAUUGAAAGUCACGCUAGUUGAAAACAUUUGAAAGUACAGAAAAAGAACUUAGUAGGUAUUUGAUGAAAAAGAUAAAAAAAACUGAAUUUUGAGGGGAAAAUCUAAAAAAUAUCCAAAAGGUACACUAAAAAGUUGAAAUAAAUGGAGUGAAUUGAAAACUUAUGGUUUUAAUUGAAAAUGAUAUUUUAUUCCAUGGAAAAAUUGGAAAAAUGAUGAUAGGUGGGUAGAUCAUGGGUAGAUAGAGAUAAACAUCGUUGACAAAUGACAAAUUUUUUAUUUUUACUUAUUUUAUUUUUUUCGUUUUUUUCGAGAGAUGAACGUUCUAAAAAUAUAAAAACCUAUUGAAUACUUCUUACUUACCUAACUUUAAUUCUGAGAAAAAAUUUUGCAUUUUGAUUUGAUCAUUUGACUAGAUUAGAUUUGACUUAAGACUGUACGUAACCUAUUCACCUAUUGUCUUAUCUUAUCGUCUUGCGAUGCGCACAUGUUAUGAAUAAUCAUGCAGAAAUUUCAAAUAUGAUUAACUUUAAGUAUAACGGUUUCAUUGAAAAACGACGGAUGAACUUUUCAAUCAUUUUAUUUUAAAAUGUUUCAAAAUUAUCAUUAUUAUAAACGAGCUUUUAGAUAAAGGGUUAGAUUUCGCCUGUGUAAUAUUUUCCUUUCCCUUUGGAUGUUGUCCCUUGUCGGCCUUGUCCCUUUGCUAUAGUUUCACUCAGGUGAAAUCGGUGGACAUCUUUUCGGCCAUCUUUGGUGCAAAAUGAUGAUUUCAGCCAUAAUCAGUCACAGCACAACAGCUGUUCGACAAUGACGUCACUGUGACGAAAAGAUGGCCACCGAUUUUACCUGAGUGAAGCUAUAGUGCCUUACCUUUGAACCUUUGGUGCAUGCACAAUUGCAUACCGAAACACGCUGCACUCUUCGAAUUUUGAUUGGUUGUUUGUAUUAUCAUUCUGUUUUGUGUUGUGACGAGUGUGUGUUUUUAUACUAAGGCACUACUUCACUGAAGAAUGAAGAUAAAAGUUGUUGAUGAAAUAAUGAAUGAAUGUUCGAAUCUGAAUAUCCGCUGCUAGAAGAUUCCAAGUAAUAAUAUUUAAUAAUAUGUCAGACUCGCAGCAUAUCGGCACAUUUUUCGCGACCAUUGAUAAAGUUAAAGCUUGUAAUUUAUCGUGGACCGUGCCGCUGUACGACGAGGAUGACGAAGAUGAUGGGCUGCCUCUAAUAUCGCCAUCUUUCUCACCUGAAAACGAUUCUAUAAAAUGGGAAACAUCGUUUUGGCAAGCAACUAGGAAUGGUUGCAGACCCGAACUCGGUCUUUAUUGUGAUAGCGAAGACGAGAUUAAAACACGUGGCCCGGUAUCAGGAGAAUUUACACUAUCGAUAUUGAAUGCAGAAGGCGCGAAGGUGGACAUUCAUCAACAGCAUUUCAUAUUGCAGACAGACGCCGGUUUAGACUUCGAAAAUGUUGGUGAAGUUUUUGAACUUUUGAUUUUGACAGCGGAUGGUAAACCUAUGGACAAUUUAUCACUGCCGCCGGAUGGAAAUCUAACCAUCAUAUGUAUGGUUAAUUAUUUCUAUCAUAAAGAUAUAGAUAUUAACCAUCAACGUAGUUUGUAUUCUUUCGAAGCACUUCACAGUCCGCUUGAUUGUUAUGAAAAGUCCUUUCUGAAUCCUAAGUUCAGUGAUGUCACCAUAUGUAUCAACGGGAAAGAGUACCCAAGUCAUAAAGUUAUACUAUCAUCGCGGAGUAAAGUGUUCGAAGCAAUGUUUCAGCAUGACUUGCAGGAGAACCAAACAAGUCGCAUCCAAGUGAAUGACAUCAACGAAGUUGUUUUUUUAGAAAUCCUGCGUUUCAUCUAUACGGGUAAAGUUGAGAAUUUGGACUCUCUGGCCUCUGAAUUGUUGCCAGUAGCUGAUCGAUACGAUCUUCGGAAACUGAAAAUUAUUUGCGAAAAUGCUCUAAUCGGGAAACUAUCCGCAAAAACAGCGGCAAGUAUUUUAAUAUUGGCCGAUAUGUGCGAUGCGAAGGAUUUGAAAAAUCAGACGGUCGAGUUUAUAAAAUCGCAUUCUGAAGAUGUGGUGAAAAAUACGAAUUUGGACCACAAGAAAGAACUGAUAUCUCGACCAUAUUUAUUGAAGAAUUUAAGCAAACAUAUUCGUUCACUUUUAGAGGUUGAGAAGUAAAUGCUGCUGAAUGUGUUUUACUGUUCGCGCGCCGUGUAAUUUGAAAAAUAUCGUUUUUACGUUUCUAAUGUUUUUUUAAUGUUUCCAAUGUAGUUUAGUCAUAAUUUUUUUCGUCUGAAAAACAUUUGAUGAAUAAAUAAUGUUAUUUAG
This is a messenger RNA of Planococcus citri (citrus mealybug), 6079 nucleotides long. RefSeq names its product speckle-type POZ protein-like. NCBI's taxonomy places the organism in Eukaryota, Metazoa, Arthropoda, Insecta, Hemiptera, Pseudococcidae. Gene Ontology annotation, molecular function: ubiquitin protein ligase binding. Gene Ontology annotation, biological process: proteasome-mediated ubiquitin-dependent protein catabolic process; regulation of proteolysis. Gene Ontology annotation, cellular component: cytoplasm. The transcript is spliced from 2 exons. The record is from RefSeq and is a predicted model, not a curated record. Bases 4847 to 5929 code for a protein of 360 amino acids.